UGCUGACAUGUGUACAGUCAUUCACAGGAGCUGCCCAAAGAGGGGAUAGGUACUGUAUUUAUUAUAGGGCGGUCUCGGCUCCGUGCUCGCUAAAACGGCAGGCGCAGAGAUUUGGCACCGCCAUUCUUACCCAGUAACGCGGACCAUAUUCUCAUUUGAACCUCCUCAUCCUCUCUCAAGCAAACUCCGACUGACCGACCAACCCAACAACUCCACACAACACAUCUGGCGAUUGCAUCGCGGAUCCUCUGUACGUCGCAUACCCCUCUUUUUCUAUUUGCAUCCUUCUAGCGGCGUGGUCGGAUGUUAGCGGCUAACGUAGAACCAACAGAACUUCUCUUUCACCCUACUGCGCCUCGACCUGAAAGCCUCAACACCACACCCAUACCGACAACCACCUCUACACCUCACAAAACCGACGAUAUGGCGUUGAAGAGAAUCAACAAGGAACUCACAGAUUUGGGCCGGUAUGUCUACGACUUCUCCUUCACCGCUACCCUCGAGAACGAAGUCAUCGUAGUGGGGUGGGCAUCACGAGCGGGGUCCCUUGCAACAUCAUCAAGAACUUCGAAUUUGAGGCAAAUACACGAUGAGAAGGAUCAUAUGGCUGACGAUAUCUCUAUUGUAGUGACCCACCAUCCUCCUGCUCUGCAGGUCCUAUCGGCGAUGAUCUGGUACGUAAAGCUCGAUACUGCUAGAUGUCCUCUCAACCUGACAAAGACAUCAUAUGGCUGGUACGUACUACGAGGAGGAGCAUGCACUGACUUGGUGAUUAUCAAUAGUUUCACUGGCAAGCUACUAUCAUGGGUCCCGUAAGUUGAAUUUUCUUAUCAUAUUGGUAUUUAGGUGGCGGGCUUUGCCGCUGAUAGAUGAGGCUGAAUCUCCUCGAAACUAUAUCAUGACGAAAUAUUUACUGACGCAAAUCUCAGUCGGACUCUCCAUACUCGGGAGGUGUCUUCUUCUUAGCUAUCCAUUUCCCAACCGACUACCCAUUCAAGCCUCCAAAGGUCAACUUCACCACCAGAAUCUAUCACCCAAACAUCAACUCCAACGGAUCUAUCUGUCUAGACAUUUUGCGUGAUCAGUGGUCUCCUGCCUUGACAAUCUCCAAAGGUAAAACAACAUUCGCAUAAUCUCAGCUUUUAUCCACCGUACUAAAGAUACAAUACAGUUCUCCUUUCUAUCUGCUCCAUGCUUACCGAUCCUAACCCCGACGACCCUCUCGUUCCCGAAAUUGCACAUGUCUACAAGACCGAUCGUUCCAGAUAUGAGGCAACCGCACGAGAGUGGACUCGCAAAUACGCAAUCUAGACACCAGGACAAAUUGGCGGAAAUUUUCCCUUCUCUCUCGCGUUCUCUCCGGUGGUUUUUAGCUGGCGUCACAACAUGAACAAUUUGGUCUGGUUUUUUGUUCCUUUUACAAAUGGCAGCUGAUGGGAUGAGCAACGAAGGCGGCUUAUUUGGG
Hymenoscyphus albidus is the source of this 1465-nucleotide messenger RNA. Lineage: Eukaryota; Fungi; Ascomycota; Leotiomycetes; Helotiales; Helotiaceae. The record is from the annotation of a GenBank genome assembly.